AGGGUUGGUGGAGCUAAUGCAGCCCAAGCUCCUGGAGUCAGGCAGAGAUGGCGACUGCGAUCCGGCUGCUGGGGCGACGGGUGUCCAGUUGGAGGGUGCGGCCAUCGCCCCUCGCUGUCUCGCAGCGAGCUCACUCGAUGUUGCCUGUGGACGAUGCUAUCAACGGGCUAAACGAGGAGCAGAAGCAGCUUCGUCAGACUAUAUCUAAGUUCCUUCAUGAAAACCUGGUCCCCAAGGCCCAGGAGAUUGACCAGAGCAACGAGUUCAAGGACCUGAGAGAGUUCUGGAAGCAGCUGGGGAGCUUAGGAGUCCUGGGCAUCACAGCCCCUGUUCAGUAUGGCGGCUCUGGCCUGGGCUACCUAGAACAUGUGUUGGUGAUGGAAGAGAUAUCCCGGGCUUCUGGAGCAGUGGGACUUAGCUAUGGUGCCCACUCCAACCUCUGUGUCAACCAGAUUGUCCGCAACGGGAAUGAGGCACAGAAAGAGAAAUACCUUCCCAAGCUGAUCAGUGGUGAAUUCAUCGGAGCCCUGGCCAUGAGUGAGCCCAAUGCUGGCUCGGAUGUUGUCUCCAUGAAACUAAAAGCAGAAAAGAAAGGAGAUUACUACAUUAUGAAUGGCAACAAGUUCUGGAUCACCAACGGCCCAGAUGCUGAUGUCCUCGUUGUCUACGCCAAGACAGAUUUGACUGCCGUGCCAGCUUCUCGGGGCAUCACGGCCUUCAUUGUGGAGAAGGGUAUGCCUGGUUUUAGUACUUCCCAGAAGCUCGACAAACUGGGCAUGAGGGGCUCCAACACCUGCGAGCUAAUCUUCGAAGACUGCAAAGUUCCUGCUGCUAAUAUCCUGAGCCAAGAGAGUAAGGGUGUCUACGUACUCAUGAGCGGCCUGGACCUCGAACGCCUGGUGCUGGCAGGUGGACCGCUUGGGAUCAUGCAGGCUGUCCUGGACCACACCAUUCCCUAUCUGCAUGUAAGGGAAGCCUUUGGUCAGAAAAUCGGCCAAUUCCAGCUAAUGCAGGGAAAGAUGGCUGACAUGUACACCCGUCUCAUGGCGUGUCGACAGUAUGUCUACAAUGUUGCCAAGGCCUGUGAUGAAGGCCACAUCAUUGCCAAGGACUGUGCCGGUGUGAUUCUGUAUGCAGCCGAGUGUGCCACACAGGUAGCCCUGGACGGCAUUCAGUGCUUAGGUGGAAAUGGCUAUAUCAAUGACUUCCCCAUGGGCCGCUUCCUUCGAGAUGCCAAACUGUAUGAGAUAGGAGCCGGGACCAGCGAAGUGAGGCGGCUGAUCAUCGGCAGAGCAUUCAAUGCAGACUUCCGCUAGCCCCCUGGUCCUAGCCCUGAGGCCUUUCUUUGGAAGCAGAGGCCUGGCAGCCCUCUUACCUGUCCCUGGAAGCCCUGCAGCUCAGCUGCCCUUCUCACACCAGCCUCUGCCCGCUGAGGGUCGGAACAGAGGUCAGAUCCUCCAGUCAGUCAGUCAGCCAGCCAGGAAAGCUUAAAAUGGACUGCAAAAAGGACUUUGGUUUUUCUGGGGCUUGUGGGGGGCUUCCGUGACUCUGCCCUUACUCUCCACUGCUGAAUUUUCUUAAUGGUCUCUGUUCUUGAGGAAAAAGCAAAAGCCUUGUCCUUGUAAGCUGUUUCCCACGGUCUAAACAGCUCUGUGUGACAGAGAAGAGUCCUGGCCUAGCCUUGCUGGCCUCCCUGGUGUACCUGAAUCUGACCAUCACUCUGUGACAGGCUAGCACUGGAUCUGCUCAUGUGACCUUCUGCAGCUGACCUGGCAGCAGGCACAGGCCCUGUGGCCAAUCUGCGUUGCCUGGCUCAACUCCAGUCUCUGCCUGUGUACAUUUCUCGAGACAUCCCUGUGGCUAAUUUUGUUACAACUGCACGGCUGCUGCCAUUUUGUAUUAAACAUGCUCCCCAACCCAACCCUUCCGUGCCCAAAGCAGUAAUCUGGAGGAGAGGCAAGCCACUUGCUGUGGCCCUCUGUCUGCAUCCUGAGUGUCCUUGAAGAUCCUGCCCUUCACUCUGUCCACUGGUAAGGGGACAGGAGGCUAGAAUGGGAACUCUCAGGCCCAAAUCUCCCAGUGAGUCUCCUUUUCUUUUGUUGUGCUUAGCUGCACCUCGAGUGUGCUAAGCAUACACUGGAGCACUGAGUCUACUAUCUCCUCCCUCCCCUACCAACUUCUCCAUGGUUUUAUUUGGGGCUCCCUGUAACCUAGACUGGCCUUGAACUAAGAUUUUGAUCUGCCCCUACCUCAAGUGCUGGGAUUACAGGCAUGAGCCCCAUGUACCUCCCUGUGUUUUCUCUUAAAGGGAGUGGAGGGAUCAAUCGUGGGAAGGCAGGAGGACCUUAUUAAGUUUCUAGAGACUGUCCCUGAGAGUUGUUUGCUUUUGAAACAGAGUCUAGCCUGCCUCUGCCUCCUUAGUGCCAAAAUUACAGGCAUGAAUACACCUGGCACAUUUCUGAGUUUUGUUUUGUCUCAAUAUAUAGCCCUGGCUGGCCUUGAAUGCAAAACACACUUCUGCCUCUGUCUCCCAAGUUCUGGGAUUAAAGGAAUGUGCCACCACCAUGCCCAUCCCAGUCUCUGAGGGUGGUUUUGUUUUAUUUUGUUUUUAAUAUCCAGACAACUUGACUUUUUCAAGGUCAGAGUUGGAUCUAGGAUCCAGAUAGGCCAGUAGCAAAAAUGGAGUGUCCUGAACAUCCCGACCUGGGGCCACUGCGUAUAGCAUCCUAGGUAGAGCAUCUGAGUUGUCCACUCCUCAGUACCCAAAAGUAAAACUGGUUUUCCUGGAUCCCAACCCAGCAGUGCUUGGUCCAGCUAAGUGGUGAGGCUUGAGACAGGUAGAGUUAGCACCUUUCCAACCCCAAUCUAGUCCCAUCAUGAGGAGAAGAUCCAGAGCUCGUGGCUGCUGCCCCUUAGCUGCUCUGAAUGUUCAUGAAUGCAGUAGACUUGGUGGUCACCUGAGGCAGAUCACUGGAAUGACCCACACAAGGUGUUCAAGAUGUGGCAGAGGACCUGCAAGCCUGCAGGAUGGCUUGCCUUCGUGCCUAACCAUCUGAGUUGCAGUCCUGGAACCCAGGUGGUAGAUGGAACUGACUCUCAAGUUGUCCCCUAACCUCCACAAGUUAGUAAAAUGAAGUAUGUCACCCAGUGUUGCCUACUGGGACUCUACCAACUUGAGAGUAUCCCCAAAAGUACACUUGUUAAAAUCCCUUCCCAGCACUGGGGAGGCAGAGGCAGGAGAAUCUCAGUGAGUUUGAGAGCAGCCUAGUCUACAGGGCGAAGUCCAGGACAGCCAAGACCUCACAGAGAGAAACUGGUUCCCUCCCCCCAAAAAGCUUUAAUACCAACCAUCAGCUAAUGGCUUGGGGAGUAGGACCCGCGUAACUUUAGUGGCUUUUUACGCCUGGGCUCUGUCAUGUGAGGUCCCAUCCAUGCUGUGAUGCAACAGAAAAUACUGGAGAUGGGAAUGCCAAUGCUUCUGGAACCUCGAGCUCAAUCUCUAUAAUUACCCAAUCUGUUUGCAUCCAGUUAUAGCAACAGAAAGGAAGAAUGUGAUUGUUUUCCUGUUUUUUAUAUGAUGUACACAAAUGUUUUAAAAUAAAAGACAAAACAAA
Mesocricetus auratus (golden hamster) is the source of this 3614-nucleotide messenger RNA. RefSeq names its product isovaleryl-CoA dehydrogenase (gene Ivd). Gene Ontology annotation, molecular function: 3-methylbutanoyl-CoA dehydrogenase activity; flavin adenine dinucleotide binding. Gene Ontology annotation, cellular component: mitochondrion. The record is from RefSeq and is a predicted model, not a curated record. Lineage: Eukaryota; Metazoa; Chordata; Mammalia; Rodentia; Cricetidae. The transcript has 12 exons. Bases 48 to 1316 code for a protein of 422 amino acids. Gene Ontology annotation, biological process: L-leucine catabolic process.